GCCCCAACCUCGCGAGGAGACCUACAGUGAGUGGUCCACACUUGUUCAUACCGUCUACUCUGAAAAAAAGUGAACAUUAAGAGAUCCCGUGGGAUGGAAAAAGUGGAGUUGAAGCAUCCGUCCGAAGGGGGCUCUGGCAAUCGUGGCGUCUGGCGCAGGCCCAGCGGAUGCUGUAGGAUGAUCACAGAGCAGUGUCUCCGGUUCUGACCGUGUCCCGGGACUCUAGCAAACCUCGCCGCUUCAAACUAUUCGCCCAUAGCUGAAGAUCACGGAAAAAACACCACUCGGCCGAUAUUUACGACAAAAAAGGGACACAAAAAGAUGGCGUGAAGAUGGGUCCAGACUGGCUUGGCGGCCCUUGGCCAUGACCCUAGAAAACAUAGACCCACCAUGCUCCUCUGCGCCGUCAUUCUCAUACUGUCGUCUCCCUCCAGUGCAAUAAUGUCAUCAGGGGCCAUAGACAGGUUAGCCAACGUAACGCAGACGAUCUCUAGGCUACUUGACGGCUACGAUAUUCGAUUAAGACCCAAUUUUGGAGGUGAACCUCUGAUCGUCGGGAUGGACUUAACCAUAGCUAGUUUUGACUCGAUCAGCGAAGUAAACAUGGACUAUACGAUUACUAUGUAUCUAAACCAGUAUUGGAAAGACGAACGGUUGACGUUUAGCCAGGACGACGAAGUGCUGACAUUAUCUGGAGAUUUUGCCGAAAAGAUCUGGGUUCCGGAUACGUUUUUUGCCAAUGACAAAAACAGUUUCCUGCACGACGUUACGGAGAGGAACAAAUUGGUGAGGUUGAACGGAGACGGUAGCAUUACUUACGGAAUGAGGUUCACGACGACAUUGGCAUGUAUGAUGGACCUACAUUACUACCCUCUAGACUCGCAGAAUUGUACAGUGGAAAUAGAAAGCUAUGGUUACACAGUAAGCGAUGUUGUGAUGUAUUGGAUGAAUACUCCAGUGAGAGGCGUCGAAGAAGCGGAAUUACCUCAGUUCACAAUAAUAGGAUAUGAGACCAACGACAGGAAAGAAGAACUUGCGACGGGAGUAUACCAGAGGUUAUCUUUAUCUUUCAAGCUCCAAAGAAAUAUUGGCUACUUCGUGUUUCAGACUUACCUCCCAUCGAUUCUCAUUGUGAUGCUGUCGUGGGUAUCUUUUUGGAUAAACCACGAAGCAACAAGUGCCAGGGUUGCCUUGGGGAUUACGACGGUGCUUACGAUGACAACGAUCAGCACAGGGGUGAGGAGCUCCCUGCCUAGAAUAUCAUACGUGAAAGCCAUCGACAUCUACCUCGUUAUGUGCUUCGUGUUCGUCUUCGCAGCUCUGCUCGAGUACGCCGCUGUCAACUACACCUACUGGGGAGCGAGGGCCAAGAAAAAAUCGAAAAAGAACAAAGAAGUCGAGGAGGCCAAUAGGAAAUCAAGCAUAUGCGGUACGAAAACGACGACUAACGUCUCGGACGGGUUUGCUGGAAGCAGUGCGACAACCGGCAACGAAAUAAUUGAACUGCAAGACGUUCGACUGUCCCCUAUACCUUCAAUUAGAAACCGGCACAGUUCCGGCAGGGUGUUGGAGGAUCCGAGUAAAUUCCCACCCAGUUUCAGGAUGAGCCGGGGGUCCGGAUACUCGGUCCCUGCCGCAAGAUCCGGCCUUCGGUUGAGGCCGAGAGGCGGUGCGGCGAACAGGCCGAAAGUUUUCCACGCACUCAAAAAAGGCGCAUCUGUCCUCAGAGCGUCCAUGCCCAAAAUCAAAGACGUCAACAUUAUUGACAAAUAUUCGAGGGUGGUGUUUCCGAUAUCCUUCCUUUUGUUCAACGCUGGCUACUGGUUCUUCUACAUAUUAUAAUUUUGGAGGCAUCUUCUCCAAAGCGGACACUCCAGCGGUCAAUAUUUCAAAAUUAAAGUGGACUCGAUGUCAAGUAUUUGUUUAAUUAUCAUUUAGAGUUUUGGCAUAGUUUAAUCAAAAACCUUUAACGAGAGAGCAAAAGAAAACAUUUUCUUUAAAUUUAUUCUUAUAAAUAAUCUUACAUGUUCACUUCGUGUAGACCAUCGUUGGAUAUUAGCUAAAAACUUAAAAGAUCGAAUCUAGUAACUUUCAAUGAAAUGGUUGUGAUAUGAGAGCGUUCAAAAACAAUUGCUCGUCAAUUUAGGAUAUUUUUGGUUGCACUCAGUGCAAAUUUAAAAAAAUGUAUUAAAUCAAUAAUUUUAUAUUCAGUAUUUAUAAAACAACAUGAAUGUUUUUUAGAUUAGAAAUGUUACAUGUAUAAAAGCGAAUUUAUAGUGUUAUGAAGUCUUUGUUUCCGUUAAAAGAUUUAUCAUUGUUAAUAAUAUUUAAUGCAAGUGUAUUAAAAAGGAAUACAGUUUGCCCUACGUAAAACAAUAGGUUGAUGUGAAAAAAGGGCCUAAUUGACAUUAUUAGUUUAUAUUUAUUAUAUGUAUUAAAUUUAUUAGCUAGUUUGUAGAGUAAAUUGUUAUGUAAAACGUGACAUGAUAAAAGAAAAACCAAUAGGAAGUGAAAGGAAACAAAAUUAAAUGCCAUUUAAGUGUAGUGAUUUAGAUUUUAAGUAAAUGGUAAAAAUUUGAAUUUAAAUUACUGUAAACCAGUUUUCUGUUUUUGUUUAUAAAUUAUAUUAUCGAUUAUUUCCAGUUUUUAUUUAUACAGGAACAAAGUAAAUUGUAAUACGAGAGAAAUAAGAAUAGCUCAUUUAAAACAAAGUAAAAAACGCGAGGUUAAUCCAUUAGAUUGGCUGGUGUACAUAUCCACGUUAUAAUUUUUAAGGAGGACAAUUGUAAUUAUUUAUUACUCUUAUAAAACCGUUAUGGUGUAUAGAUAUAAAUAUAAGUGUUAAUAAUCUA
Cimex lectularius (bed bug) is the source of this 2852-nucleotide messenger RNA. RefSeq names its product gamma-aminobutyric acid receptor subunit beta-like. The record is from RefSeq and is a predicted model, not a curated record. The coding region runs from base 391 to 1842 and encodes 483 amino acids. Lineage: Eukaryota; Metazoa; Arthropoda; Insecta; Hemiptera; Cimicidae. The transcript is spliced from 12 exons. Gene Ontology annotation, biological process: signal transduction; nervous system process; regulation of membrane potential. Gene Ontology annotation, molecular function: neurotransmitter receptor activity; GABA-A receptor activity; extracellular ligand-gated monoatomic ion channel activity. Gene Ontology annotation, cellular component: membrane; neuron projection; synapse.